This is a messenger RNA of Mycena citricolor, 1779 nucleotides long. The record is from the annotation of a GenBank genome assembly. NCBI's taxonomy places the organism in Eukaryota, Fungi, Basidiomycota, Agaricomycetes, Agaricales, Mycenaceae.
CAGAUUUCAUUUUCCAUCAUCUCCUCCGUCGUCGCUCCAGAUGAGCCUGCCAAUUCUGGCCCGAUCACACUGUUUCAGACCAAUCGAAAUCUUUUGCGCGGCGACGUGCCAGAUGCCCUUCAUCGGUUGCGCCAGGAUGUCUCGAUGCAAAGCAAGUCGGAGCGCAGACGGUCUGGGCGUUGAGGGCCCGCGGAGAAGUCAGGCCGUCAUCCAGGCUUGUUUUUCGGACGACCGGAUCGUGUUUUUCCAAGGGGCCGAUGUCCGCCGUUCUUUAUCAUGUCUUGAUAUCGAUUGAAACCGGUUUUCAAACUAUGCGAUGUGACGCAUUUCUAUUUCGCAAGUAGAGGACCAUACCGCACGUGGAAAUGAGGGCGCUGUCAGACUCCCGGAGCAUCAGUGGGGUGGUGCCUACGCAACCGUUGCUCGGUCUCUAUAAGAUACACAAUAUCUCGCCAGUGUUGUCCCUCUUUCUCUUUCCCAAACCUCUCUAUCCUUUUUCUGCUCCCUCAGUCAUGGCUUCGGGAACCAAUACCAUGGCUGCAGCACCACCUCCCACUUCCCACACACUUCCCCGUUCACACCGAUUGCGCUUGAUGCGAUCUACCCGCAAGCUCGGGGCACUCCUGGGCGAGACCCCGCUCGUCAUAGAACGAGACGAUCCGGGGGAGGAAUUCGAUGGCGGUCCCCCGGCGAUGGUCCCGAGCACUUCCUCCUAUGCCUCAACUUCCACACUGAAACGCUCCGCUUCAUCGGCCAGCACUAUGUCCCGGACCAGCGUCGGAAUCUAUGUGCGCCGCCAUGCGCGCGGCCACGAUCCAGCCAACCUCAGCAUCUCUUCGCACCAUGAAAUGGAUCCUCGACCGACACUCGUUAUCAAUCUCCCGCCAUCUCACAUGUUUGAUUCCCAUCGCACGUCAUGGUCGUCAUCUCCUUCGACACCCGCCGAGUCGCCUGUCUUGACGCCGGCGACACCGAUAUCGGCAGGCCUCACCACACCCACCGCGGGGGACGAGAGUUCCGCGAGGAGGAGGCAGGUCUUGGCAAAGCUCAGCAGGACACUGGGCGAGAACGUGCCACCCGAGCUGGUGUUUCCUGACCCCAAGGUCCUGGAUAUCCGGGCGUCCGCACCCGCAGUGGAAUCGGCCGCGCGCAAACCCCCACUUCGCAGAGCGAGCACUCUGUCGGCAGGAGUAUACGAAUCCGCACGUCCCACCAACCAGGCUUCCAGCGCGGAAUGGGCCAAGCUGAAGAGGAGGAAGAGCUCUGUCCGACCUUCGAUCGAUUCGUCUGCCACCGAGCGGUCGUAUCAGGUUGUGUCGCUGUCUCGUGAUCCUGCGAUCGCCACCGGCCCCGACGCGGCUGUACCCCGGAGCUGGGCUCCAGGCUAUACCAUGCACCGUGAAGAAGAGGGAUGGUCUGGGGAAUGGGGCGGUCGCGACGUCCGCUCCAUGGAUGAUGUCGUGCGCGGACUGCGCGGAUUGAAGCUCAAGUGAUACUUUGACUAUGCGCUGCAGUUUCAGAUUAAGUUCUCCAAACGACUGCUCUGAAAUCCCAGACAAUGUUUCCACCUACAUCUCUGUAUAACUUUGUAAUCUCUACAGCUACUUGCCUUGUAUUCUCACAAUCCAUUGUCAUCGUCUGUGGACCCUUGCGCGUUGCAUGUGCAAUCUCAUGUGACGUAUCCUGUGACAUCCCGAAGCCGCGACACAUGCCCCGCACCGAGCUUGACUGUUCCUGCCUCCUGCUCCACUUGCCACACACCCUUCACCGGCAAAUGUG